Cyprinus carpio (common carp) is the source of this 2297-nucleotide messenger RNA. Its product is annotated as thymine DNA glycosylase, tandem duplicate 1. Gene Ontology annotation, cellular component: nucleus. Lineage: Eukaryota; Metazoa; Chordata; Actinopteri; Cypriniformes; Cyprinidae. Gene Ontology annotation, molecular function: mismatch base pair DNA N-glycosylase activity. The record is from RefSeq and is a predicted model, not a curated record. Gene Ontology annotation, biological process: base-excision repair, AP site formation.
GCCCACAACGCCCCUAGUACUGGUGCUUUUGGUACGCUCCACUGUCAAAUUGAUUUCUCGCUGUUGCUCUCGUCUUUGUUGCUUUCACCGGUUUUGUUCUUAAAACGAGAAAAAAACAGCAUUUCAGUGGACUAUCGUUCUAAUCAUAUCACAACGUAAAUUCUUUAGAGAUGGAUGAAAGGCUCUAUGGAUCUUUGCCUCAUGCCCCCUCGGAAUACCUCCAACAAUGGGUUCAGUCAGCUCAGCAGCAUCUGCAGGCCCUUCAGGCUCAGUAUCCUCACAUGGCUAAUGGUAAUGCUGGUUUUAUGAUGGAGGGACACAGAGAAGAUGGAGGCAUGCAGCAGAUGCCUGUACACCCAGAGGAUGCCGCCCAACUGGAGCCUGCAGCUGCACAGAAAGCACCUGCUAAAGGAAAGCGAGGAAGGGCAGCGAGCAAGGAACCUAAACCCAAAGGCAAACCUGGACCCAAACCCAAAAAAGCCAAGGAGGAUAAGGAGGCCCCGCCAGCUGAAGGACAGGAGAAGAUUGACGAAACCUUCAAGAAAGUCAAGAGGAAAGUCGAUCGUUUUAAGGGCAUGUCGGAGGAGGAAGUCAUGAAGAAAACACUGCCUGACAUUCUUACCCCCAAUCUGGAUUAUGUCAUUAUCGGAAUUAAUCCAGGGUUGAUGGCGGCCUACAUUGGAAGAUGGUUUCCUGGACCAGGAAACCAUUUUUGGAAGUGUCUGUUCCUGUCUGGAUUCACAGAGAAGCUGCUAAAUCACAUGGAUGAUCAGAGUUUGCCUGAGAAAUACAGCAUCGGCUUCACAAAUAUGGUAGCGAGAGCGACACCGGGAAGCAAAGAUCUCUCUAGCAAGGAGCUUCGAGAAGGUGGUAAAAUCUUAGUGGAAAAGAUAAAGAAAUUCAAGCCGCUCAUAGCAGUUUUUAAUGGAAAAUGUAUAUAUGAAAUGUUCUGUAGGGAGAUUUUUGGGAAGAAGCCAAAAACACUUGAAUUUGGCCUACAGCCUCACAGGGUUCCUGACUCUGAGACGGCGUUGUACCUGAUGCCGUCCUCCAGUGCCCGCUGUGCUCAGUUUCCUCGUGCUCAGGACAAAGUGCAUUUUUACAUCAAGCUGAGAGAGCUCCGAGAUCAGCUGAAGGGGGUUGCAAAGCCCAAGGAGAUAGAAGAAGUCAACUACUCAUUUGAUCUCGGCUUGGCCAAAGAGGACGCUAAGAGGAUGGCCAUCAAGGAAGAGCAGUAUGAUCCUGGUUAUGAGACCGCUUUCGGAGGAGCGUACGGGGAACCCGUACCUGAAGGAGGCCAAAGCAAUGGAUACUGUAGCUUCUCCACAUCUGAGGAGAAAGCUGACACAGUGGAGAAGGCGCCUACGAAUCCAAACGCGGUUGGCCAGGUUCAGGACGGUCAGUGGAUGACGCAGUCUUUUGCCGAUCAGAUCCCAGACAUCGGCAGCUCCUCUCAAGCCCAAAGCUGGGGUGUAUGAGGAAGGACCGUUCUCAGGGACUUCAGACGAAGCCUGUCGGUUCCUGUGCUCUUCCAAAGAUGCUGUGCCUCUUAUCUUUUCUCAGUCGAUUCCAGGAGUCUUUGGGGCAUUGGUUUCUUUCUCCUGUGCGUUGCUGUGACAAGUCUGUUACGUUAUAAUUUCAGGACCGGUUUGAGGAAAUCACAGUAUCAUGGAAGGUGGCCCAACUUCACAAGCACAAGGAGAAUCCAAUGGCUGCUGUGCUUUUAAAGAAACUGUACCUCUGAACUUCAAUUUGGGGGCCUUUGAGAUCUCAAAUGCCUCUUUAUUAAAGAAAAGAACAGUUUUUACUAUGAAUUUCAAUUAGACCUUUUAGGAAUUAGCAUUUCUAUGGAACUGGAGAAUAUACUCAUCUUUUACUUUAAUGGUUUAGAGUCAAUGGCGUUAUUUUUGGUAGUUUAGUGUACGAGGUUCUGAGCACUGGUUUAUUGCAUUAUGCGAUAUCAGGGACUGAUACUUGAUUUGUUCAUAAGGAGCACACACUAUUAUUUCAUUUGAUAUUUUAGAUGGGAUGUAUUAUGUUUGCUUUUGUAGUAAUAUUUGAAGUGUAACUACCCAAAUCUUUUUAAAGAGCACAUUUUAAACAUAAUAUUGCAAAAUCUGUGAGGAUAACAUUUAAAUAAUGUUUUGUUACUAUCAUGAUGUGACAUAUAAGGUCUUUUUACAUGUUGGAAGGACUUCUAUGAACUUCUAUGGUGCCACUGCAAGACUGUACAUUGCAAAUAUCUUUAAAUGUGUUCCUUAUGAGGAAGCAUCAGCAUCACUGUUUAAAAAAAUGUA